GAGCGAGACACUCAGAUCGAAACAGGUCCGGGCAUAAAUUGCAUGUCGUCUCAGUGAGGUCUGCACUAAUAAGGCAUGCAGUUACAUCAAUGACAAUUAUAUAGAUCAGUUUAUGACUCUCUACGACCCAGACGUUCACACUUGAGUGUACGUUUAAGUGAUCGUGAUCAUGUCGGUAAAUUCAAGGAAUUGAAACUGGACAAGAAAACCUCGAAUGUAUAUACCGCCAAAAGAGAAUAGAAGAGAAGAACCAUUCUCUGGAAUUUGCACAGAGAGGAACAUCGUCGUUUGUCGUAUGCGUCAAGAAUGAGAUUAACAAACAAGUAGUGAUAUUCACUACGAAGAAAGGCAAAGUGUACACUGCAUUUCAGAAUGAGGGAUGUUAGCUUCAAAACGGCCUUCGGCAACAGAUUAGUCGUCACGUGACGUGUUUCUCGAUGACUUUUGCACAUUAGCUGAUGGAUAGCCUCAUAAUCGAUAGGACCUCCUAACACCACAUCAAGCGAUCGGGAAAUGACCAGUACAGCAGUGAUUGCAAGUGUUAGCGUGGUGUCAGUGAUACUGGCAACCAUAACAAUCACCAUUCUUAUAUUCUGCCUGUAUAGGAGGAGAAAACAGGCCGGAAAUAAGCCAAAGGCUGACGGAGGGAGAUCUGGAAAGGCUCAUGGAUCCAGUACAAUGCGUUCAGACAAAAGUGAUGACCACCCCUACGAAAACCCUUCGUUGCCACGGAAACUCAAUGCGAACCUUAAAUCUUCCAAACCUGCUGAUGGACAGAAUAGCGAUCCAUAUGUAACCCUCAAAGGCCAAUCUUUGCCCCACCAAUACCAGUGGCUUGGUAACAAGGCACAACCCCCAGACGAGUCCGAGUAUGACGAACUCAUGGCGUCAACGGAAGGGAGCACCAGUGGCUACUACUUCAAACUGGAACCAGGUUCACGGGGGAAUACCGGUCUUCGACCUGGAGUGGAUCCUACAUCGACGACAACCGAUCCUGAUGAAGCGUAUGAUCUGGUCGAAGUUGGUAACAUGGUGGGAAAGAAUGUGAAUUCAAACAGAAAUCCUGAGACUAUUAGUAAAGACACGGGUGAUGACGAGGAUCCGUAUUACUUUAAGUUGGGAGGAUCUAAACGAGGAAGCUCCACAGCUCCUGCAUCUUUACAUCUUACCCAACAACCAGAUGGUAAACCUCCUACUACAGAGACAGCCGGCAACAAGGUAAACCGGAAACCACCAAUCGCUGCUAAACCAAAUCUUGCCACGCAAACGAAAGGUUCCGUCGAGGAGAGUGCCGACUACGACAAACUCGAUCGGUCUGCCUUCCGCAAGCAGGACUCGGAAGAUGUUAAUGCAAAUGAAUACAAUAAACUUUUACCGCGGUUGGCGGUCUCAAACAACACAUGCUCGGAUUUACCAAGUGACGGAUAUCUGAAGGUGACAUUAGGGAAUGGAAGACAUUGUGGAGAUGAUAAUGGUGAUGAAAGUCUUAUGGAGGCUAAUGACUAUAAUAAACUUGACAGGGGAGUAGAGAAAGAAAUUGACAGUUUGGCGGUUGCAGAUAAGUGAUCGUCUCUUCCUCAAGGCAGACUGAAAUUAACACUUGACUCGUACUAUCAUUUCAUUCAACAUGCUGUAAUCAGUACUACAUUAUGAUCAAGGGUGUGGUGAAAUGUCCGUAACUUAGAGCAAGUUAUAUCUUCAUGUGUUAUUCACAGUAAUUUAUAGAGAAAAUGUGUGUAAUUGGCAAUAGCGAAGAGUAUGUACUUGAUAUCGCUGUAUUAACUAUUAAUUCAACCUCUUGCAAGAAGUGAUCUUGCACUGAAAGAUUCAAGAAAUUUUGGAAAACUAGAUGAAAAAAAAACCCACAACAAAUUAUUAACAUGACCAAGGCCUCAUUCUCAAACCACCUAGGAGUAUAUUGUGCCCAAUGUCAUUUUACUGACAACAUAUACAUGAGUAAUGAUUUUUCGAUCACAUUAUUGAAACGGUCAAGUCAAAAUGGUUCACAAAGAAAUUUUGACACUUUACGUCCUCUCCAGAACUCAUCGAUGGGGCUGACUGACUUUUAGGAGCAAUGCCUGUUGACCAGUGACGGAACUUCGGUAAAACGAAGUUCAGGCUGUCUAUAGAUGUCUCGGUGUGUUUUACAUUCAUUAGACUGGCUGAUGAUGUCAGAUCCCCACUUUCUUUUUUCUUAUGUUAUUACAUGAAAUCAUCGAUUGUUUCAUUUUUUUUCAUACAUGUGUAAAUGUUGUGUCUCCAUUAUGAUGAAAUAGAUUGCGUCAAUGAAUAAAUAGUCUAGUGCACUUUAUCAGUUGUCAAUCCAAUUGCUUUAGUUCUUGGUACAAACUUUUUGAAUAAACCUAAUUUCAUAUAAUAAAAUACAAAAGAACAAGUGGAGAUAUGACAUCAUCAGGUGGGCUGAUGAAGACAUGCCUAUAAAACAGUUUCACAAGAUUAAUGAAAAUCUUUAAAAUUCAAUAACUUCGUUAUAUCAUAUGUCAUCUGAUUUUUAUCAAAUUUUCAGCAUUUUGCUCUGUGAAUUUAACUCUAUUAUUGAGAUAUAAGUAUCUACAGCCUGGACCAUCCCUUUAACUUACGGACAGCUUUAUGAAACACAACCAGGCUCUUUUGAAGACAGAUCAAUGAGCUACGGAGAAAAAUCACUGAUCUAGAGGUGUAUCUUGUCAAUUUGAUCAGAAACAUUGUGUUCGGGGGCGUUCCAUGAAAGGACUUGUCAGACAUUUUAUCCGACAGGUACCAGUUUAUCCGACAGUUACCAUGGGAACAGUGCCUCUCAGCCAAUCAAAAUCAAGGAAAAAUAUCAGAUCUGACAACUUGUCGGAUGAAAAUAUUGAUGAAACGCUCCCCAGAACUGACUCGUAUAUACCAUAUGGCUUGAUAUAAGUAAUAAUAUGUGCACAUACAAUAAGGGAUUUAUUUUAUUCGGAUUAUGAAAAGUGUUAUUCUAUGGAAAUGCGGGAGGGGAUAAUAUCACAGUGUCAUGAUUUAUAUUUCGUUCGAUAGGGAAUAAUUGGGAUGUGCGUAGUCCGCAUAUUUUGUAAUCGCUGUAAUCAUAAUUAUACUUAUUUAUCUAUGUUUGUUAAUUGCCGACAAUUCAAGGGUCAAGAGCCCGUUUCAUAAAUCUAGUAUUAUCACAAAUUUACAAUAUCACUUUAAAGCUACAAAUCAAUAAAUUUGAUUGGAUAAUAACCAACUUGUUAAUAUAGAAAUUGUACUUUGUUGUUAUAACAAAAUUAUGUUUAGGAAAUUUGUCCUUGAUCUACCAAAAGCGUUUGUAAAAAUAAAAGAGAAAAUAUGUA
Messenger RNA from Lytechinus variegatus (green sea urchin), 3323 nucleotides. RefSeq lists its product as uncharacterized. Bases 514 to 1566 code for a protein of 350 amino acids. The record is from RefSeq and is a predicted model, not a curated record. The transcript is spliced from 6 exons. Lineage: Eukaryota; Metazoa; Echinodermata; Echinoidea; Temnopleuroida; Toxopneustidae.